UUCACUGCGUAAUGGUGGAAUAAUCCGUACAACAACACAAACUGAGUAAAUUCAUCAAUAUGUCGGCUUUUGAAAAGGUCAAGGGCAACUGGUUUCUGUUAGCUAUAGUUUUCGUUAUAUCUUUGGCAGAUAUAGCACCCUACAUUGGUGCCAAAGGGGGACCGAUCAAACCAGAGAUUACGGUGAAGUACUUAGCGGUUUCUUUUAUCUUCUUCAACAGUGGAUUGUCUUUGAAAACAGAAGAUCUACGCACUGCACUGUUCAAUGUCAAGCUGCACUUCUUUAUUCAGUUCUUUACCCUUGCUGUUGUGCCAUGUCUUGUGUGGGUCUUGGUUCACUUCCUCCUCAUGACACCAGUAGAUGAAUGGCUGCUUAAAGGGUUACAAGUAGUUGGUUGUAUGCCGCCACCUGUGUCUUCUGCUGUUAUACUAACAAAAGCUGUUGGAGGAAAUGAGGCUGGUGCAAUAUUCAACUCAGCCUUUGGAAGUUUUCUGGGUAUUGUUGUCACCCCAGUGUUGCUGCUUGUAUUUAUGGGUUCUUCAAGUUCAGUGCCUUUCUCGUCAAUCUUCACCCAGCUCUCCUUAACAGUGGUUGUGCCUCUCGUCCUUGGACAGGUUGUGCGACUAUUUAUCAAGGGAUGGUUGGAGAGAACCAAGCCUCCAUUUGGGACCUUGGGUAAAGCAGUUCUUCUCCUUAUCAUCUACUCUACAUUCUGCGAUACAUUCUCAAACACUGCUCUACAUAUUGAUCACUAUAGUUUAUGUGCAAUGAUUUUCAUAGUGUUUGUUCUUCAAGUGUGCCUUAUAUCAUUCACCUUCUUCAUCUCACAAGUGCAAUAUUUUGGGUUUACUCCAAGCGACACUGUAGCAAUUAUGUUCUGCUCCACGCAUAAAUCACUCACACUAGGAAUCCCAAUGCUGAAGAUAGUGUUUGCAGGUUAUGAGCAUCUAUCCUUGAUCUCCAUUCCUCUUCUGGUAUAUCAUCCCACUCAGAUUCUCCUUGGAGGAGUGUUAGUUAACAGAGUCAAGCAAUGGAUGGUUGCAGCUGAUAAACAAAGAUUGGCAAAAAAGAAUGAAGAAGAACCCAGCACUGAGUGCAAAGAAGACGGCAAGUCAUCACCUGAUGUUUGAAAUAAAAACUCUAUAUUUUUGUAUACUGUAUCUACUUAUAUAAAAAAGUAUUUUGGGUUGAACAAAAAAAAGUUGACUAGGGCAGGACUUAAACUGCACCCGUAGGAUGAAGGCCUACUCACACUGCAGCGAUAACAAAAACGAUAACAAUCAUGACGCAAAGAGAACACAUUCUAUUGGUUGAAUUGCUCC
Molecule: messenger RNA, 1322 nt
Organism: Asterias rubens (European starfish)
Lineage: Eukaryota; Metazoa; Echinodermata; Asteroidea; Forcipulatida; Asteriidae
Product: sodium/bile acid cotransporter 7-like
Exons: 11
Coding region: 60-1130 (356 amino acids)
Cellular component (GO): plasma membrane
Source: RefSeq, a predicted model, not a curated record